Messenger RNA from Fusarium coffeatum, 750 nucleotides. RefSeq lists its product as uncharacterized. Gene Ontology annotation, molecular function: rRNA primary transcript binding. The coding region runs from base 1 to 750 and encodes 249 amino acids. The record is from RefSeq and is a predicted model, not a curated record. Gene Ontology annotation, biological process: maturation of 5.8S rRNA from tricistronic rRNA transcript (SSU-rRNA, 5.8S rRNA, LSU-rRNA); nuclear-transcribed mRNA catabolic process, RNase MRP-dependent. Gene Ontology annotation, cellular component: ribonuclease MRP complex. NCBI's taxonomy places the organism in Eukaryota, Fungi, Ascomycota, Sordariomycetes, Hypocreales, Nectriaceae. The transcript is spliced from 2 exons.
AUGACAACUCCCCCCGAUACCGCUCUCUUGGCCUCCACAAGCCAAUCACUCGCUCCUAACCUCGCCAUCCUGAAUGCCUUCGCCCACCGUCACAAGAACCAACAUUCUUGCACGCACUGGUGGUCCUCCUUCUCUAUUCUUCGCCGUGCUUCCCAAAAGCUUUCCCAAGACCUCGUCUCGCGUCCCAAAAAGACAAAGUCUAGCAAUGCGAAACGCGACAACCACCCUGCACUCGUCCGUGCAAAAUGGAUGAUGCGCCAUGUAAUCCCUUCUGCUUUUUUCACCUUGUCGCAACUAGCAGCCGAUAACCAACAUGCGCCUUUGGGUCUCCUCCUCCUCUCGGUCCUCGCUCGUAUAAACACCCUACUAUCCCACCUCGUUCCUCCCGAGCAUCACCAUGACCACGAAUCUGUAGCAGCAGCUGUUGUUAAGUCAGCAAGUUCAGGACAGGGCAAGCUUGACUCGCUUAACUCUACAACGCAAACAAUAGCACUUGAGGCGCCCGGUUCUGAAACGGAUAUGGGCGUGGCGGUUUCACGUGAGGAGCUCUUGUCAUCGCAGAAGAAUACAAACAAGCCAAAAUCGAAAUCAGACAUGCCUCCGAAAGACCACAAAAUGAAGGAACUUAAACAAAAGACUGUGCGCAAAAGCACACCAGAGGUAGUGCUGAAAGACGGCGCCAAGGAUAAACCGAAGAAGAAAAAGAAAAAAGGCGGCGAUGCAUUUUCGAGUCUAUUCGGUUCAUUAUAG